AUGGAGUCGGAGAAGAGCGGCCUUUUGCCGCCGUACAGCGCCGCAGCCGUCGCGUCGCCGUCGCCUUCGGGCCCACGCCGCUCGGCACACCAUCACAAGCGGUGGUUGCGCCCCAGCCGCAGCAUGAAGCUGAUCGUCGGAUGUCUUGCAUUCAUCGCUUUCGCUCAAUGGAAGCAGCUAUCGCUUCUGCCCACUCGCCAGCCGUCUAGCGAUUUAUCCGUGGACCGCCUGCAACAGGAUCUGGCAACUUGCUCCAAGCUGCGACACAAGCCGCAAGAUCCAAUUGGUCUUGGUCGUGAAAAGAACGCCCGCUAUGUUGACGGCCAGCGUCCGACGCUCAUUCGAAACGCAACGAUCUGGGUUGGCGAGGCUGCCGAGGGAACUUCCCCGGAAGAUGCGCGUGCUGGCAAAGGAUACUCGUGGAUCACCGCCGACGUUCUCGUCGACUACGGCCUCAUCCAAAAGGUCGAGGCCGACAUCUCGCUCGACUCUCUUCCUAAGAACACCCAAAUCUGGGAUGCUAAGGGCCGCCAGCUGACCAGCGGCAUCGUCGACAUGCACUCCCACGCUGGCGUUGGUGCUCUGCCUGAGCUCAACGGCAGCGAAGAUGUCAACGAGCUUUCUGAUGAUAUCACCCCGUACGUCCGCUCGAUAGACGGCCUCAACCCGCUCGACCCACAGAUUCAGGUCAUCAAGUCCGGCGGUGUCACUACAUCCCUGAUCUUGCCGGGCUCAGGCAACAACAUGGGAGGCGAAGCCUUUGUUAUCAAGCAUGCCGUUGGCAAGGCUGACGGCCGCACCGAAUUCUCGGCGGAAGACAUGUUGGCCGACCCAGACCGCAACUGGCGCUACAUGAAGAUGGCAUGUGGAGAGAACCCAAAGCGUAUUUAUGGAAAGGUUGGCAGCCACGGCCCUUACUCUCGUCUUGGCGAGAGUUGGGAGUUUCGCCAUGCGUUCGAGCAAGCAGCGAAGCUUGUGCGAGACCAGGACGACUGGUGCGACGCUGCGGACAAGUUUGGCAUUGAAAGCCAGACCUCGUAUUUGCCGCAGGAUCUGAAGUGGGAGAGUCUCAGCGCUGCGUUGCGCGGUCAAGUGCACAUCAACACCCACUGUUACACGAUUCCAGAUUUGGAGGCAUUCGUCGACCACACCAACGAGUUCAAGUUCUCUGUGCGGGCGUUCCACCACGCUCACCAGACCUUUUUGGUUCCAGAGGUAGGCUCCGAGGCUACUCGACUCUGCUGCAUUGACAACUAA
This is a messenger RNA of Colletotrichum spaethianum, 1257 nucleotides long. RefSeq lists its product as uncharacterized. The record is from RefSeq and is a predicted model, not a curated record. Gene Ontology annotation, biological process: N-acetylglucosamine catabolic process. The coding region runs from base 1 to 1257 and encodes 418 amino acids. Gene Ontology annotation, molecular function: N-acetylglucosamine-6-phosphate deacetylase activity. The transcript has a single exon. NCBI's taxonomy places the organism in Eukaryota, Fungi, Ascomycota, Sordariomycetes, Glomerellales, Glomerellaceae.